AUGUCAACAUCAUUAGAAGUUGCGCUAUCGGUCCCUCGGUUGGUUUGUGCGGGACCAAGCAACAAGGGAACGCGCCGGAACAGUGUGCCCAGUGUCCGGAGCUCGGAGCGCGGAGCUCGGUGCCCGGCGCUCGGAGCACGGAGCCCUGAGCCCGGAGCGCGGAGCGCAGAGCCCGGAGCCCGGAGCCAGGAGCCCGGAGCCCGGAGCCCGGAGCCCGGAGCCCGGAGCCCGGAGCCCGGAGCCCGGAGCCCGGAGCCCGGAGCCCGGAGCCCGGAGCCCGGAGCCCGGAGCCCGGAGCCCGGAGCCCCGAGCCCCGAGCCCCGAGCCCGGAGCCCGGUCUUUGUUCCCGAUAGGAGCCGACCUCCGCUGCAGAGCGCCCGGGCUCUAUUACUUCUUCAUAGAUUGCAGCUGUACAGAAACCCCAAAAGCCAGACCCCAGACUCCAAAACCAAGAACCUAGAUUUCAGACCCAGACCAAACCCCAGACCCCAGUCCCCAGACCCCAGACCCCAGAUCCAGACCCAGACCAAGACCCUACAUCCCAGACGCAAGACCCCAGACCCCAGACCCCAGAUCCAAACCCAGACCCUAUAUCCCAGACACCAGACUCAGACCAAAGAACCCCAGACCCUAGCUCCCGGACCCCGGCCAAAGAACCCCAGACCCUAG
Messenger RNA from Gadus chalcogrammus (walleye pollock), 669 nucleotides. RefSeq names its product translation initiation factor IF-2-like. The coding region runs from base 1 to 669 and encodes 222 amino acids. The record is from RefSeq and is a predicted model, not a curated record. Lineage: Eukaryota; Metazoa; Chordata; Actinopteri; Gadiformes; Gadidae. The transcript is spliced from 2 exons.